AUGCUUUCACUGGCUAGGGCUGAUUUAACUACUUCUUUGACGUUUACCGGCAGUGCCGCCGUGUAUCCGAGCUCAAUCUCCAUGGCAGGUCACACAGACGGCGGUGCGAUGAUAGAGGCAGAGAACGUGAUGCAUGAUGAUCAUGCAGUCUCAGCAAGUGCUCGCAUAGGCCUGUGGAACUCGGGCUCAUCAUGCCAUCAAGUGCACCUGAGUUCAACGCAUUGCAGUACGGACCUGAUAACAACUGCCUCACGAGAAGCUCCGUGA
Messenger RNA from Peniophora sp. CBMAI 1063, 267 nucleotides. The record is from the annotation of a GenBank genome assembly. Lineage: Eukaryota; Fungi; Basidiomycota; Agaricomycetes; Russulales; Peniophoraceae.